CCCGGGGUUGUGGCCACGCGCGGCGGCGGCGGUUGUUCCGCUUCCCCUCGGGCCGGACCGUCGCCAUUGCCGAAGGCUUCUGCCCUCCCCGAGCUGGCCCGCGGGGCUAUCGCUGCCGUCCUGCCUUGAAGUAGCCGCGGCUGAGCUCCGGCGAGGCUCCUCUUCCGGUCCCCUCGCGCCGCGCGCUCGCCCGGGGCGGCUCCCCAGCCCGUCCGGAGUUCGGACAGAGGCGCCUCGCCGGGGCGGGGACGUUUCCUCGCCUGUGGCCUUUUCAUAGUUCUGAAUCAUGUCUGAUAACGGAGAACUGGAAGACAAGCCUCCAGCACCUCCUGUGCGGAUGAGCAGUACCAUUUUUAGCACUGGAGGCAAAGAUCCUUUAUCAGCCAAUCACAGUUUGAAACCUUUGCCCUCUGUUCCAGAGGAAAAAAAGCCCAGGAAUAAAAUCAUCUCCAUAUUCUCCAGCACUGAGAAAGGAAGUAAAAAGAAAGAAAAGGAACGGCCAGAGAUUUCUCCUCCAUCAGAUUUUGAGCACACCAUCCAUGUUGGCUUUGAUGCUGUUACUGGAGAAUUUACUGGCAUGCCAGAACAGUGGGCUCGGUUGUUACAAACCUCCAAUAUUACGAAACUAGAACAAAAGAAGAAUCCUCAGGCUGUGCUGGAUGUCUUAAAGUUCUAUGACUCUAACACAGUGAAGCAGAAAUAUCUGAGUUUUACUCCUCCUGAAAAAGAUGGCUUCCCUUCAGGAACACCAGCACUGAAUACCAAAGGAUCAGAAACAUCACCAAUAGUAACAGAGGAAGAUGAUGAUGAUGAAGAAGCUGCUCCUCCUGUCAUUGCUCCAAGACCAGAUCAUACAAAAUCAAUUUACACACGGUCUGUAAUUGAUCCUAUUCCUGCACCAGUUGGUGAUUCUAAUGUUGACAGUGGUGCCAAGUCUUCAGACAAACAAAAAAAGAAGACCAAGAUGACAGAUGAAGAGAUUAUGGAAAAAUUAAGAACUAUAGUAAGCAUAGGAGACCCUAAGAAAAAGUAUACAAGAUAUGAAAAAAUUGGACAAGGGGCUUCUGGCACAGUUUUCACUGCUACUGAUGUAGCCCUGGGACAGGAGGUGGCUAUCAAGCAGAUUAAUUUACAGAAACAACCAAAGAAGGAAUUGAUUAUUAAUGAGAUUCUGGUCAUGAAAGAAUUAAAGAACCCCAACAUAGUUAAUUUCUUAGACAGUUACCUGGUGGGAGACGAGUUGUUUGUUGUAAUGGAGUACCUUGCUGGUGGGUCACUUACUGAUGUUGUAACAGAAACCUGCAUGGAUGAAGCACAGAUUGCUGCUGUAUGCAGAGAGUGUUUACAGGCACUGGAGUUUUUACAUGCUAAUCAAGUGAUCCACAGAGACAUCAAAAGUGACAAUGUGCUUUUGGGGAUGGAAGGCUCGGUUAAACUUACUGACUUUGGUUUCUGUGCCCAGAUCACCCCUGAACAGAGCAAACGCAGUACCAUGGUUGGAACUCCAUACUGGAUGGCCCCAGAGGUGGUUACGCGGAAAGCCUAUGGCCCCAAAGUUGACAUAUGGUCUCUGGGUAUCAUGGCAAUUGAAAUGGUAGAAGGAGAGCCUCCAUACCUUAAUGAAAAUCCCUUGAGGGCCUUAUACCUGAUAGCAACUAAUGGAACCCCAGAACUUCAGAAUCCAGAGAAACUUUCCCCAAUAUUUCGUGAUUUUUUAAAUCGAUGUUUGGAAAUGGAUGUGGAGAAAAGAGGUUCAGCCAAAGAAUUACUACAGCAUCCCUUCCUGAAACUGGCCAAACCAUUAUCCAGCUUGACACCACUGAUCAUGGCAGCUAAAGAAGCAAUGAAGAGCAACCGUUAAAACGUCAUUGAUUGUGACCUCUUAUUUUUUCCAUUUUCUAAAAGAAGUCUUUUAAUAUAUGAAAACUACUACUUUUAGGGCGGGAGGCGGCUUAAGGAGAUCACCUGUAUUAACAUGGAGGAAAACAAAAACAACUAUUCCCGAAGACAAACAAGAAAAAAAAAUGCAAUAAGAUAUUUAUAACUUUCUAAUGAACCCCUUUUUUAGGGUCCAAAAGGAAUUGUGAACUGAAUCACUAGCCUUACAUCUUUCAGAAGACAGCCUAUUAAGGCCAUUAAGGCCAAAUAUUAAGGCCAUUUCUUAGGCAUGAGAUUUGUGUCUUGUUUUGCUGACUGUUAUAAUAGACCAUGUUAAUUUCUCCUUUCGGGGUAUUUUCAGUACUUGAAUGUCAGAUUCGAGUGUUUAACACGUAUUUGUUUCAGCUAGUCUUCUUUCCUCUGUAGUUUUCCUUUUCUUUGACUUGCUCCUUUUGAAUUGCUUUGAGAAGUUUUUCUCAUUCAAGGCAAGUAUGAUAGAAAUGAUGUAGCUCUUUAAAUUGGCAAAAGAGCUUAGUAUGGUUUAACUUUUUAUAGAAGUUAGGACCAGCUGUUGUUUAAUAAUUCAGUUCAGAACUUGAACUGAAGAAAGAGGAAGAAAAGUAUGUGAUUUUUACCUUUUUUUAAACAAAUGUGAAAGAGUCAGUUUUAGAAAUUUCAUGGUAGUAAGUUUGACAUUUGUUACAUGUAUAGAAAGAGGACUAAUCUAUAUUUAUAACUAAAUCAUUGAGACAGAAAAAGAAUCCCACUGACUGUUACAAUUUUGUCUUCCUUUCGCCUGUUUCUUCAGAUUUGGCUUCAGGAGCCAAAAUGGUUUAUUGUUCCUACUCGGGCUUUUUGAUACUGGUUGUUGCCACUGCCAGCUCCUUGCAGCUUCUUUCCCUUUCCCCUUAUUUCGGAAAUAAGGUUCUGUAUAUGUAACAAUUUUAGGUUCAACCAUCUCUCACAAAUGCCUUCACACAUCCCAUGGAGCAAGUAAUACAAUAACCAUUGAGUUUUGAGAAUUUAAAAGUUAACUCAUCUAUUUAAAAAGAAAAAUAUUUAGGGCUUAACAAAAACUUGAGUAAGAAACUUGAACUUUGGUGGGUUCUAAAGUAGAAUCAUGAAUGAAAAAUGUCACUAUUAAUAGAGAUGCAGCUUAUGACCAGUAAACUGUAAAAAUGAGUUACCGUGUUCUCAACCCAUUAUCUUACUAUAAUUUAAAUAACAACAUACUUGUUGGUGGAAGUAUUUGACUUUAGUUUAUUUUCAAGUAAGUAGAAUAUUCAUGUAAAAACUGGAGAAAGGAGGAAAAAUGAAAUGUCCUUAUUGAUAGUGAUGCUUUUUUAUUUUAAAGAUUUAAUAAAAAAAAAAAAGAAAAGAAAAAGGUCUGUGACCUGUAGCAUUAAUUAUUAGAGUGACCUCUCUUCUUCAUUGUCUUUAUUUCCUCUCCUGUGUUUCUGCUGUUGCUCUGCUCUUUGCUUUAGGAUGAGGUAUUGUCUAUUCUGAUAUGCCUGGAACCACAUAAAAGGAAAAUAUCUAUGGUUGUUAGUUUUGACAUUUUGUUCACAACAUCCCCCCCUAAUGAACUUCAUAUCCAUUUACCAUUCAGUAGUACAAAUAAUGAAUAAAAAUAAUUUUGCUGUUUUGGAGUAUUUUGGGAAAACUAUAGAGUUUUAUUUCCUAUUAGUCUCAUCAUAUCUGCUAAGGUACAGAUAUAGGAAAAAACUUUCAUUGAUAACAGGGAAGUUUUGGGAAAAAACGAGGAAAAUAAUAUAAUGAAACUUCGAUCUAGAGCACUUACUGGCCUCUGUUUUCCAUAAGAUUCUUGAUUUUUUUUUAAACAGUUAUUUAGCCGCCUACAGUUAUCAUUAAAUUACUUUACAGACUCAAGCUGGUUAUUUCUGGUGGAAAGCUUCAGUGACUCUUGAGUUCCAGAUUUGAACAUUGUGAACAGUUGUUUGGAUGAAUUAUGAUAAAGAGUAUGCUGCCAAUGGAAUAGAACACCCACUAGAUGAGAAGACUGAACUUCAUGACCACUGCAGAAGGCACUUCAAUCCUAAGUCAGAGACCACAUUCAUGGCUUAUGUCCCAGGCCCCCUGUUUUAUGCUGUGACUCAACAAAGGUCUUUCCCAUUGAUAGAAGCUGUUUGGGAUUUAUAUUUACAUCUUUGAUGGUUACCUGCAUGUCCAUUGCUGGCAACGGACUUUGUCAUUAAAACCUGACUCCUAGGUUAAGGGAGCUGCACUGUGGUAUAUUCUUUACUUACUUGGAUAAACUAAUCUGUAUUAGAAAUAUGCUUUGGUUAAUCCUGAAAUGUUUGCCCUUUUUAAACAAGAUAAUCUUAAAAGGAA
This is a messenger RNA of Perognathus longimembris pacificus (Pacific pocket mouse), 4230 nucleotides long. It is a transcript of the gene Pak2, whose product is annotated as p21 (RAC1) activated kinase 2. The record is from RefSeq and is a predicted model, not a curated record. NCBI's taxonomy places the organism in Eukaryota, Metazoa, Chordata, Mammalia, Rodentia, Heteromyidae. Gene Ontology annotation, biological process: protein phosphorylation; regulation of MAPK cascade; intracellular signal transduction. The transcript is spliced from 15 exons. Gene Ontology annotation, molecular function: ATP binding; protein serine/threonine kinase activity. Bases 287 to 1861 code for a protein of 524 amino acids. Gene Ontology annotation, cellular component: cytoplasm.